Molecule: messenger RNA, 3672 nt
Organism: Microsporum canis CBS 113480
Lineage: Eukaryota; Fungi; Ascomycota; Eurotiomycetes; Onygenales; Arthrodermataceae
Exons: 2
Coding region: 1-3672 (1223 amino acids)
Biological process (GO): mitotic cell cycle
Source: RefSeq, a predicted model, not a curated record
AUGGCACGGCGAGCGAUGGAAACAGAGGCUGCCACGCCACAAUCCCCUCCAAAAAGAGUCACUCGAGCUCGAGUGCGAAGUACAACGACCAAGGAAGAGGCCAAAGUAACGGCUACAGCCUCCACCACCACGACUACCACAGCCAAAAGAGGAAGACCUCGAACGAAGCCAGAUACGAGUGCUGUGCCUUCAAAGGCAAAGACUGCUUCUGCUUCCGAUGAUCUAAAGAAGAGGGGUCGGAGAACAGCCAGCACCAAGACAGCGGCCUGUAGCCUGGACGAUGCUGAUAAUUCGAGCGAUGACGAGAUGAAUAUUGUAUCAAUCAGAGCGACCGCUGCCACGAGGUCAUCGACUAGACGGAUGGCUACUUCUACCUCAUGUAAUUCAUCCGUGGCUAGCGAACCAAAGAAGCGAGCUUCUCGAGUUACCAGAAAAAAGCCACAGCCAGUUGCUGCAGACGUAUCGGAACCACAAGACCUAGAUGACGAUGACGAUGACGAACUUGCAGAGAAUAUACAGCCUGCAAAGCAAAAAACCGUCAAGAUAACUACAGCUGCAGCACGAAAGGCAAAGGCCCCUGCCGUAUCGAAAACAGCAAAAGCUCCCUCUAGACCUGCAGCCAAGCUCUCAGCGCUAUCGUCUACUAAACCAGAGCCCCCCGUGACAGCUAAAGCGAAGCCAGCUGCUGUCAAGAAAAAGGUUACGUUCUUGGAUAUCACAGAACACUCGGACAAGGAAAAUCAGCCAUUAGUGGAAAGUUCCAAGUGCAAAGGCAGGCCGGAGACUGGUCUGACUGCCAAACCGGUUCGAAGGGGAACUUCCACCAGACAAAAACCAUUAGACGUUAAUGAAGAUAGACCAGAGCGAAAGAAAGAACCAUUGUCACCAAAGAAAGCAACGCAGGUCGCCAAGUCAGGGUCGUCCGGUAGCUCAGGAGAGGACGAGGAUGAUGUAUUCAGCUCCAAGCGUCAUUCAAAGUCUCCACAGCAGUCACCGGCGAAGACAUCAUCUGUUCCAUCAUCUUUUGCAUCGCCUGCCAGAAGAAUUGAUUUCACACAGGCUGCUAGACCUGUUUCCCAAGGCCCUGCAGCUAGUGACAGGGAUACCGCCACGCCCUCCAAAAGUGAAAAUACGCUCUUUGCAAGUACAGAGUUAAGAUCGAGCCCAGCAAAACGGCCUCCUCCAUCCCCUUUCCAGCCCGCCAUUAAGGAGUCUCCUCGAAAGGCUCCUAUCUUCCGUAAUGAACCCCGGCCUGGACAAGAAAUGGUGGGACAGCCGAAAGUUUCUCCAUUCAAAGUGUCGCCGAAGAAAGGUCCAGGCAUGUCUUUUAUUCAGCCAUCACUGGAUGCACCGCUUUCACCAACGAAGACAAGAACUUCUCCACUCAAAUCUCCUGCACGUCGACCACCUUCUCCUAUGAAGAUGCCUCCGCCACCUCCUGCCUCGGAAAGAAGCCCAGUUCAAAUUUAUAGUCCGCAGGCUCACAAAAGUAUCAAUACUCAUUCCAAUCGUGAAGGUACUUCAGAUGGCUUCAUGGAAGAAAUGGAUGUAUCAACUAUAUGUGGAGCGGACCAGAAUGUACUCGACGAAAACAUAGAUACCACUGAAUCACAGCUGUAUUCUUUGAGGCUUCAAUCCCCAACCUGUGAUUCUUUCACUGAAGAAACCACCACCCCAAAUAGACGCGAAACCGUGCUCAGAUAUGAUGGCGUGGAUAUGGACACAUGCAUUAACGAUGCUCCCCCAGCCUCGCUACCUAGACUCGAGCCUCCCCAUCCGCAGGACUUUGUCUAUCGGGAUGAAAUGAUUCAUGAAGACUCCGAUGGUGAAUUUGAAGCGAGUCCGACCAAACAGCCACUUUGGCGUUCAAAUUUCCGUUCUGAGAGUCCCGAGAUCGCAUUUAAAAACCAGGAUCUGUCUACCGCUGAACUUGGAUAUACCCCAUUAGCCGAUAAGUUAAACCGAUGGGCAGCAAGUAGUCCAGAAAAACAGCGGCCCAGGAAAUACCAGCGAAGAGGGCUUUUCUCCCCGGACGUACAUUAUGACUCGGAUAGGAUCUCAACCCAAGUUCCUGAAAGGCGGCGUUCUUCGCGUAUCCACCAGUUCCAAUCUUCAAGAGAGUCGAUAAAGUCCAUUGUUGAAGACGAAGUGCCUGCAAUAGAGGACCUCAGUAUUCAUACCGACCCGUCAACCUCUUUAGAAGAUGAAGAUAUUGCAGAUUCUAUAGCAUAUGAGGAAAGCACUGUCGACUCUCCCCUGAGGUCCCGUAGUUCGCAUACGGCCCUUACUGACCAGCUUUCUGAAUGCUCUGAGAGUUAUGGUGACGAAAAUUCACCACCGACGAUAACUAUCAAUUCAGCACUUUUUGAGGAAAACGUUGAGUCUCCCACAGCUUCGCCGCUGGAGUCGAAACCUAUUUCCAUGUCUGUCACCCCUGUUCGCCGGAACCCUGAUUACCCAAGGACCAUACACACAGUGUCGAAAGUCCCACUGAAGGGUGAGAGCGAUGAGUCUAUUAAAGUCCCUCGGAAAAGAACCCGAUCUCUAUGCUCUAACACAACGAGCCCAACCCCGAUACUGAUUAAGAGUCGAACGUUGCCGUCCCCUAGCAAAAGCAGAACACCGCUCAAGUCAAUUACGCCAGCUUCCCCUGAAGAUAAUUUCAUGCUUCCUGAGCGGCCCAAAGUAGGAACGUGGUCUGGCCGGAUCAGUCCAGUAAAGCAUCGAAGUCCGGUAAAGGAGAAAGGAGGCGAGAGUGAAGUUUUAAAGGGAGCAGUUGUCUAUGUCGAUGUCCACACGGCCGAAGGUGCUGAUGCUAGUGGAAUUUUCAUUGAGCUGCUAUCUCAAAUGGGCGCACGAUGUGUGAAGUCAUGGAAAUGGAACCCAAGGACAAGUUUAUCACCGGUUGACGGCGCCGAGCCACAGGAUAGUCCAAAAGUUGGAAUUACCCAUGUUAUCCACAAAGAUGGUGGUGUUCGCACAUUGCAGAAAGUUAGAGAAGCAAACGGCGUUGUGAAAUGUGUUGGGGUUGGCUGGGUACUAGACUGUGAAAGAGAGAACAGAUGGGUGGAUGAAGCUAAUUAUGCUGUUGACAUCAGCAUGAUUCCUCGUGGUGGGAACAAGAGGAGGAAGAGUAUGGAGCCCAGGGCUCUGAGCAACCAGCAUGGAAUACUGGCUAAGCUCGACUCUUCCACUUCGUCAAGCAACAGCCGGCGUUUGGGUGCUAAUAUGGAAACAUUACAAGAGCUCAGACGUCUGUCACCUAUACCUCGACUUCAUCCAUCCAGACGAGACUCAAUUGACCCAACUGCGUUUGAACAUGGUGGCUUUGAUGAUUCGGAAAAUAUUGACACUCCAAGAAGACCCCAGACGCCGUCGAAUUUUCUCGAAGCUGAGGAACCCCAGACGCCGGUCGGAGAGUAUAGCUACUCUUUCGACUUUGAUGGCACAGCCCCGCCAUCACCAACCACUCCAUAUUAUUUAUCGGAGGGGGCGAAGUUGAUCCAACAGACGUGCCCGCCAAAACAACUGAGGCAGGGCCUUUUCCCUAUUAGCGGAAAUAUAGAUGAGGAAAAGAGUGAGAAGCUAAGAAUAAGACUCGAGGCAGCGAGACGAAAGAGCCUGGUCUGGAAACCACGGGUUGGAAGCCCGCUUGGAAAGGGAUAUAUGUAG